Molecule: messenger RNA, 1144 nt
Organism: Trichosurus vulpecula (common brushtail)
Lineage: Eukaryota; Metazoa; Chordata; Mammalia; Diprotodontia; Phalangeridae
Gene: DBX2
Product: developing brain homeobox 2
Exons: 4
Coding region: 66-1067 (333 amino acids)
Biological process (GO): regulation of transcription by RNA polymerase II
Molecular function (GO): DNA binding; DNA-binding transcription factor activity, RNA polymerase II-specific
Source: RefSeq, a predicted model, not a curated record
GAGUGGAGCAGAAGAAAGUGUGGAAAAGACUGAAUUGCGUGCGUGCCUGCCUGCUCUUCUUCACUAUGCUUCCCAGUGCUUUAUCUGCCCGCACUGGAGUGCACUGGGAUAUACUGGGCUCCCCUGCACUACUAGACACAACUCCAGGCUUUGGGAACCUGGGAAAGAGUUUCCUAAUUGAGAACUUGCUGCGAGCCAGCAAUGACUCUUCACAGUGUCUUCCAGCUCCUUUUCCCUUAGCUCGGUCAGUAGCAGCAGCCACUGACACCGCGGCGGAAAUCCUGGAGCAUCCCCUCUCAUCCAACCUCGUAGCCCUCAAGUUGUGCCCAGGAGCAGAACAACGUACUUAUCGGACUCAUUGGGCUUUUCAAGUGCUUAACUCUUCGACUGACUGCAGUCAGCUGCCAGGCCAAGCUCUCGGAGAUCAAGGUGGCGCUUUCCAAUUUGCUGUGCCAGCUUCUUCCAAACUUUUUUUUCUGAGAUCCCCACAAUUCUACUCAACUUGCUGCGGUGGGUCCUGUCAGCACCCUGUGUCCCCUACUGCUUUACCCAGAGAGGAUACCAUGUUGCCUCUACUGACACAGGACUCCAAUUCCAAAGCACCAAGAGGAAUUUUAAGAAGAGCUGUAUUUUCUGAUGACCAGAGAAAAUCUCUGGAGAAAAUGUUUCAGAAGCAGAAGUAUAUCAACAAAACAGACAGAAAGAAACUCUCUAUCAGUUUGGGACUAAAGGAGUCACAGGUGAAAAUUUGGUUUCAAAAUAGAAGAAUGAAAUGGCGAAACUGCAAAGAAAAAGAAGUACUUUCCAACCAGUAUAUCAAGGAAGAAAGUUUUCAAGAGAAUCAAGCUUCAAGAUCUACUCUAGGCUUCACAUCCCCUUGUCCCAGAAUAUGGAAAGUAUCUCAACAGCACCCAAGUUCAAGAUGGAGGGAAAUUUCACCAGAGCCUUCAGAAAGACUAAACUAUGAAAAUUCAUUGCAGCUACUUCCACAAGCAAAUUCCUAUCAUUCAUUGUAUUUGUAUUCUGAAGCAGACACUAGAGAGAAGGGAAUUACUGCAGCCAUAUGAAAAAUAAUUGAAAACUAUGCAUUGAUUACAAAAGCAGAAACUUGAAACCAAUACUCUUUUUAAGCUAACAAUAUUGG